Fulvia fulva is the source of this 1449-nucleotide messenger RNA. Its product is annotated as Acyl-CoA desaturase. Bases 1 to 1449 code for a protein of 482 amino acids. Gene Ontology annotation, cellular component: endoplasmic reticulum membrane. Gene Ontology annotation, biological process: unsaturated fatty acid biosynthetic process. Gene Ontology annotation, molecular function: iron ion binding; stearoyl-CoA 9-desaturase activity; heme binding. The transcript has a single exon. The record is from RefSeq and is a predicted model, not a curated record. NCBI's taxonomy places the organism in Eukaryota, Fungi, Ascomycota, Dothideomycetes, Mycosphaerellales, Mycosphaerellaceae.
AUGCCUUCGCAUCAGCCUACGAGCGGCAUGCCCGCAGUCAAGCCGGAGUUCCUGUCGACUCAGCCCGAUCCAAUGUCGAACCCAGCUCCCCAGGAGCCGGUGAGAAACACCAAGUACGACCCGAAGAAGCCACAUAUCACCGAAACACCUUUGACGAGGAAGAACUGGUACAAGCACGUGAACUGGUUGAACGUCGUGCUCAUUGUUGGCAUUCCGGUCAUGGGUCUAAUCACCGCCGUCUGGACACCACUGAGACUGCCAACGGCAAUCUUUGCAGUGCUGUAUUACUUCGCCACGGGGCUGGGAAUCACAGCUGGAUACCACAGACUAUGGGCACACACGUCGUACUCCGCGUCAACACCCCUCAAGAUCUUCCUUGCUGCCGUUGGCGGCGGUGCCGUUGAGGGCUCCGUCAGAUGGUGGGCCAGAGACCACCGUGCUCACCACCGAUACACCGACACCGACAAGGAUCCAUACAGCGUCCGCAAGGGACUGCUCUACUCACACUUUGGCUGGAUGUUGAUGAAGCAGAACCCAAAGAGAAUUGGACGCACCGACAUUUCCGAUCUCAACGAUGACGCUGUCGUCGUCUGGCAGCACAAGAACUACCUCAAGGUUGUCCUCUUCAUGGGUCUGAUCUUCCCUUGCAUCGUUGCUGGUCUCGGCUGGGGCGACUGGCUUGGUGGCUUCAUCUACGCCGGUAUCCUCCGUAUCUUCUUCGUCCAGCAGGCCACUUUCUGCGUCAACUCCUUGGCUCACUGGCUCGGCGACCAGCCAUUUGAUGACCGCAACUCUCCUCGUGACCAUGUCAUAACAGCUCUGGUCACGCUCGGCGAGGGCUACCACAACUUCCACCACGAGUUCCCAUCCGACUACCGCAAUGCCAUCGAGUGGCACCAGUACGACCCAACCAAGUGGUUCAUCUGGACAAUGAAGCAGCUCGGCCUUGCCUACGACCUGAAGCAGUUCCGCUCCAACGAGAUCGAGAAGGGUCGUCUCCAGCAACAACAGAAGAAGCUCGACCAGAAGCGUUCCAAGCUCGACUGGGGUGUGCCACUUGAGCAGCUUCCAGUCAUGGAGUGGGAUGACUACGUCGACCAGACCAAAAACGGCCGCUCCCUUAUCGCAGUCGCCGGUAUCGUCCACGAUGUCAGCGACUUCGUCAACGACCACCCGGGAGGCAAGGCCAUGAUCCGCAGCGGAAUUGGCAAAGACGCAACCGCCAUGUUCAACGGCGGUGUCUACCUUCACAGCAACGCCGCGCACAACCUGCUCUCGACCAUGAGAAUCGGUGUUAUCCGUGGCGGCAUGGAGGUCGAAAUUUGGAAGCGCCAAUCCGAGAGCCAAGGCUCGCAGAUCUACAAGGACGAGAAGGGCAACCGUAUCGUCCGUGCUGGUGCACAGGUCACUAAGGUGAUCAACCCACCGGCCAGCGCCGAUGCGGCAUAG